Messenger RNA from Protobothrops mucrosquamatus (brown spotted pit viper), 1696 nucleotides. It is a transcript of the gene MAP2, whose product is annotated as microtubule associated protein 2. Gene Ontology annotation, cellular component: neuron projection. The transcript is spliced from 11 exons. Gene Ontology annotation, biological process: neuron projection development; microtubule cytoskeleton organization. The coding region runs from base 5 to 1696 and encodes 563 amino acids. NCBI's taxonomy places the organism in Eukaryota, Metazoa, Chordata, Lepidosauria, Squamata, Viperidae. The record is from RefSeq and is a predicted model, not a curated record. Gene Ontology annotation, molecular function: microtubule binding.
AAGUAUGGCAGACAAUAGGAAAGAUGAAGCUAAGGCACCGCACUGGACCUCAGGUCAGAUAGCAGAAGCUUCUUCACAUCCACAUUCCGCAGAGAUGAAGGAGCAAAGUGGCACAGGGGAAGGACUGGUCAGAAGUUCUAAUGGGUUUCCAUACAAAGAGGAUGAAGCUGGAGAAUAUGGUGCGCAUGGACCACAGAGCUCAUAUUCCAGAACCAAAGAGAAUGGAAUCAACGGAGAACUAACUACAGGAGAGAAAGACACUGCAGAAGAAGUAUCUGCAAGAAUAGUCCAAGUAGUAACUGCUGAAGCUGUGGCAGUUCUGAAAAGUGAACAGGAAAAAGAAGCUCAGCUCAAAGAUCAGCCAGCGCAAUUACCUCUAGCAGUUGAAGAGACAGCUAACCUGCCUCCUUCUCCACCCCCAUCACCUGCGUCAGAGCAGACUGGAACCCUGGAAGAAGCUGCUGGUGGUGAAAUAAACCAGACGCCUGGGGUAUUUAAGCAAGCAAAGGAAAAACUUUCGACUUCUUCUUUGUCAAAGAUUCCUGCCUCAAAAGUUAGAGCAAAAUCAUUGCUUCCUCCAAGACCCAACUCUGCUUGUUCACUAAUCACCACUAAAAAAGUUGUUUUGCGCAGUAAAGACAAUUAUAUUGCGUGGCCCUCUUCAGCGGGCCCAAGGGACUAUUCAAAAACAGCUCAGGAUGGAAUAACCAAGAGUCCUGAAAAGCGCUCCUCUUUACCAAGACCUUCUUCCAUUUUACCUGCCCGAAGAGGUAUCUCAGCAGACAGAGAACGAGAUGAAAAUUCUUUCUCCCUGAACAGCACCAUCUCAUCUGUACGACGAACUACAAGAUCAGAGCCUAUUCGAAGCCGAACAGGAAAAAGUGGUACAUCAACUCCAACUACUCCAGGAUCAACUGCCAUCACUCCUGGAACCCCACCAAGUUAUUCUUCUCGUACCCCAGGAACACCUGGUACCCCUAGCUAUUCCAGGACCCCACAUACACCGGGUACACCCACAUCUGCAAUUCUGGUACCCACUGAGAAAAAAAUUGCUAUCAUACGCACACCUCCGAAAUCUCCAGGAACCCCUAAGCAACUUCGUCUGAUUAAUCAACCUCUACCAGAUCUCAAGAAUGUCAGGUCCAAAGUUGGGUCAACAGACAACAUCAAGUAUCAGCCUAAAGGGGGGCAGGUUAGGAUUUUAAGCAAGAAGAUUGAUUUUAGUGAUGUACAAUCCAGAUGUGGUUCAAGAGAUAACAUCAAACAUUCAGCAGGGGGAGGAAAAGUGCAGAUUGUAACCAAGAAGAUAGACUUGAGUCAUGUGACUUCUAAAUGUGGUUCCCUGAAGAAUAUCCGUCAUAGGCCAGGAGGGGGUCGAGUGAAAAUCGAAAGUGUGAAACUGGAUUUUAAAGAGAAGGCCCAAGCCAAGGUUGGCUCACUUGAAAAUGCUCACCAUGUGCCUGGAGGAGGUAAUAUCAAGAUUGACAGCCAGAAACUCAAUUUCCGAGAGCACGCAAGGGCCCGUGUGGACCAUGGCGCAGAAAUCAUCACUCAAUCUCCUGGCCGAUCAAGUGUGGCUUCCCCUCGGAGGCUUAGCAACGUCUCCUCCUCCGGCAGUAUCAAUCUGCUUGAAUCUCCUCAACUUGCGACCCUGGCUGAAGAUGUCACUGCAGCCCUCGCUAAACAGGGCUUAUGA